UGUGAUCCAGCAUGCAUCAAAGUCUGCAAAGAAGAGAAUGCAUAACCUAGACAGGACUAAGAUUGAGGAGCUGGCUGCACAGUUUGUGAGUAACUCAGACCUGGAUGCUUCAAAACAUUCAGUUAGCCAUCUGAACAAGAAAAAAUUGAGUGCUUCUAGUUUGAUUAUUGUGAGUGAGGAAGCAACAGUGCAGACUUCUAUAUCUGCAGCAGAUAUGUUAAUCCUAGAUUCAUCAUCAAAUUCAAUGGGAAAGGGAGCAGAUAUUAGUGAGAAAGUGAAGUUCUCCUUUCAGGAUGAGCAGCCUGCAAAUACUAUUGCCAAAGAUUUGGGCUUAAUUGCUCAUAAGCAGACAACAGGCCACUCCAAUGAGAUGAAAAAGCUGUGCAACUGUGAUCUGAAAGUUAAUGGAUGUGAAGUACAAGGAUGUUAUACAGCUACCACUGGAAAAAGUAAAAUUUCAAAUUCAUAUUUGAAUCCUGAACGUAAAGGAAAUAUUCUGAAAGCAAAUAAGCCUGCAAAUGCUGUGGUUAAAAUUAAUAGUCCUGAUACUUUGAGACAUGCAACUGGCCUCAACGGGAAGGAAAAUAGUUCUGAUUCCAAGUUAGGUGCUUUCGGACUGGCUGAAAGUCUAAAAUGUGAUAUGGAGCAAAAACUAUGUGACUUUGCUGUGAAAUCUGCACAUAAACGAGGCAUCAAAGAGUUAAAGGUUGCUUCAACUGACAAGAAAGGGACUGCAAAUUCAUUAUUUAAGGGAGAAGGGAAGAGAAAAGACUCUUUACAAGUUGUAAUGCAAAAAAAGCUGCUCUGAGCGACGAUGAACAUUCUGCCUUUAUCACUCAUAGAACUGCAGGAUGAGAGGGGAAAGGAUGAAACCAUCCAACGUAUGGAGGGAAAACCACAACUGGAGGAAGUUCAGAUGGCUGAAAUUGCUGCUAGUGAUGACAAACUUGUUAUGAAAUUGUACAUGAGGCCACAAAGAGGAAAGGUAAUGACAGUAAAGACAAAUAUGGAGUCAACUUCAGCCGGUGUCAAAGAACCUGGUUUAAAUUCUAAGGAAAAUGCUUCAAACUGAUCUUCAUUUUCAAAAGGCAAAAGGCCAUGGAAAGAUGCUAACAACCAUACUUUAAACCAUUCUUUGAGUGGGAAAAUCAUUAACACUACAGUUCAUCAUAGCCAAUGUGAAGAUGAAGAGCGGAGCGUGAUGCUGGAUGCUAGCCAGAAUACAAUGUCACUGCCACAAAAGAAAUGUAAAAAGGUUUCUAGUGUACCAAUUGUUGUGGAGAUCAGGGGUUCAUCUGUUCAAAUGAACAUGUCAAAGUUGCGUGGGGACCUAAAUAGGAGUACCCUCGACAGAUUUUGCAAAAUCAGAGGCUUAUGUUGAUUCCUGUACAAAGGGUGUGGCACCCCAGCCUUCUGAUACAAGUAACUUGAUGAAACUGAAGUUGUGUGACCUGAAGGCCAUCGCAAAAGAGCAGAAGCUAACAAAUACUGGGCCCUAAAAAAGGAAGAUCUGGUCAAACAGUUGGAAAAUCGAUUUAGUUGCAAAUGAGUACAGGAACGGCUUCUGUACAGAUUGGUUUCACUUCCCAUAUGUUUUGUUUUCUUCUUGUAGAUGUUAUAAAGAAGGCCCUAUGCUUGAAUUGCUCCAUUGUUCUGCAUCAUUGUAUGGAUCCCAAGGUAAAAUCUGUUGGUACGGUCUUGUUUGGAAAUCACAUGUUUGUUCAAUCACAUAAAAUCACACAAACAAAGAGACUUAAUCAAAUGACAGUUUCCUUUGUUCAACGUAUUUAGGCGAUGGCUGUUAUGCUUCGUAGUGACCACAACAUACCUGUGUGAUCAACAUUGUAUGUCAGGCAGUUUUCUGCUGUUUUUAUGACAAUGUUUGUCGCAGUCCAUAUUUGCAUACCAAAAUGUAAAUGAAAAUAGUUCUUAUUUAACUUUGAAGUUGGGCAUUGGACAACAAUUGUGAAUAAUUCUACACUCGAUAACAAUCUUACAUUGUAACAAGCAAUCACCCUAGUGUUUACCACGAUUAUCUUUAAUGAAAACUGAGGUGAUAACACUUCUGGUCGCACUAAGUGCACCGUUUAGCCGAUGUUUAUGUCCGUUGAGGCUCACUUUGGGCAACAAAUCCCCUUGUUUCUCUAACCAAUUCUCUACAUCUUCUAUCAAACUCCUAAUUACAGCUGCCUACUGCUCACUUCCUAUUUCCAAGUUCCCACUCCAUAAUAUUUAUCCCGACUGCCGCCUUGCUGAUCUACCUUUCAUCCAUUGGGCUGAGAGAAAAAGUUCUUACAAAAUCGAUUCAAAAUCGCAACGUUUAGUUCGGUUUGAAUAUACCUGUUGCCUUAAACGAUA
Molecule: messenger RNA, 2358 nt
Organism: Durio zibethinus
Lineage: Eukaryota; Viridiplantae; Streptophyta; Magnoliopsida; Malvales; Malvaceae
Source: RefSeq, a predicted model, not a curated record